Gilbertella persicaria is the source of this 1145-nucleotide messenger RNA. RefSeq lists its product as uncharacterized. Bases 388 to 1032 code for a protein of 214 amino acids. NCBI's taxonomy places the organism in Eukaryota, Fungi, Mucoromycota, Mucoromycetes, Mucorales, Choanephoraceae. The transcript has 5 exons. The record is from RefSeq and is a predicted model, not a curated record.
ACUCUUUUCUUUCUUUUCUCUUGUAGCAUGACAGAAAUACCCCAUUAUUUUUAUGCGUUAUUUAAAUCAGUACAGAGUCUAGAAGACUAUCUAAAAACUAAAUUUGAUUUUUUGUCUCUAACAGACCAAGACGCCUCCCUUAUCUCUGAGCUUUCAAGACAAACGCUGAUCGUUGAUCCUGUCUUUUUAGAGACACCUAUAGACACUUGUCAACUAAACACAGAAUUGAGUGAUAUAGACCAAGUAAAAAAAAAAAAAAAAAAAAAAAAAAAAAAGAAUUGAGAAAAUAUGGCUUACACACAUUAGGUGUUGCAUGAAUUAGUCUUAUUUAUACUUUCUGAUUGGAAUAUACAAAAUGCUUUGGCUACAGGCUAUCGAUUGAGAAACAUGAGAUCCAACUGUACUGUGGAAGCCAAGUUUGAGAAUACACCUGUGCAUGAAAUCAAGUCUGAUCAGGCUUGGAUUGCUUUGUUUCACAGUAUUCAACAUCUCGCUUUUUAUGAUAUUUUUUUAAACCAUGUCAUACUAAAGCGAUUACCCAAUGGGUCUUAUUAUCAGUUAGCAGGGCCACUCUUGUUUGGAAAACACAAUCGAAAAGAAGGCCAGGCUGUACCUACAAAAAAGAAAAGAAAACUGAACGAUUAUUUCUCUACUUUUUUAUCAGAUAUUGGUUCAAAUGCAAGCCAUUUGUCUCAUUAUUUAGAUAGCUUAUUGUAUUCAAAAAAGAGGCCUUUAGAAUUGCCUAAAUUAUCAAGACGCCAAAGGCGAAAACUCAAAAGCAACAAACGUUCAGAACCAGCAAAACAAAAAAGACCAGUAGAAACCAUUGAUCGCGCAAGCUUGUUUUAUUGUGCUAAUUAUGUGAUUCCCAAUACAGAUAAAGUCAUGAUGCGAUUACCUAAAGAUCAUAUCUUGCAAAAAUUAACGGCUGAGCGAUAUGAUUUUAUUGAAUAUUGUCUAUCCAAAUUGUUUCCAAAAGAAUUUACCAAAGAACCAAAGCGGGUAUACCUGUCAAAAGAUAAGUUUGGAUGAUGAUACUAAUGAUAAGCGUCUAGAUCAAGUUUUUAAAGCGAUUCCAUGGCUUGAAAAAGAUAAUGCAAAGUAUCUUUGAAAGACAUAAUGCCAUUUAUUUUGAACAUGUAUUG